AUGGCAAUGAUCAGUCUCUUCGAUGAACUAGCUGAUUUAGCAUUAAUCGAAAUAUUUUCUUAUCUAUCUUGUUCUGAUAUUGUUUGGUCAUUUUCUAAUCUCAAUUCUCGUCUGACAAUAUUGUUAACAGAAAGAGGUUUUUAUCGCCAUGUUAAUUUAUCAUCCGCUGGAAGAAAUCUCUUCGCAGCAAUUUUAUCUAUACUUCGAUUAAAUGAGAUAGAAUCACUUGUCAUUGAUCGUUGUGCAUCACCUCUGCAACUAAAAAGAUGGCCUCAUUUACCACAUUUAACAACAUUACGAUUAAAAGGUAAUGGUAUGACAAGAAAAGUGGCUUAUCCAUCAUGGAACUUGUGUGAAUUUCUGGAAAGAACUCUUUGUCAUCUGCGCACUCUUCAGUCGCUUGAUUUAGGAAUGGAAACAUCUUUUGAUUUACAUAAGUGGCCUUUCAAAACGAUACAAGCACCGUUAAUUUAUCUAAAAAUUACACUGGGUAGGACAAGUCUUUUGAUUGAUAUACUGUCGACGAAACCAUUAUCAUAUACAUUACAACAACUACAUAUAAAAAUUGCAGAUUUUUGUGGUGAUAUGUGGCUUUGUUUACGUGAUAAAGAUUUUUUACCUCGCAUGGAAUCUUUACAUACAUUUACCUUUGUUAAAUCAUUCAAACGGUAUUUAAGUGAGGAAUGGACAUUAGUUAAUGUGUUGACAACUUUUAAUGUUAUGCCUGUUUUACGACGAAUAAAUUUUUCUAUUUUUAUUGAUGUUAAUGAUCUGGAUCAAAUGACUCAUUCAGCUCUCUUUAAUGAUGAUCGUCAUAUUGAUGUUCAUUAUGCUUUUAUGAUUAAUGAUAAUCGAGAACAUUUUGAACUUAAUCAAUAUGUACCGUAUGGUAGUUUGUCUCAUCCUCGUCAAAUAGCCAGUGCAACAUUUAUUUCUGAAUGUUGGCCAGUUGAUCCAACGAUCAUAAAUCACGAUGAAAUUUAUUUGGAGAAAUCUAGAAAUCGACAACAUCUAUUCUAUACUUUGCCGUGGAUUUUUGACGAAUUUUUUCAAUUAUGUGUUCCAGAUAGAUAUAUUAGUGAAUUACAAGUUUUUACAUCGGCUUCUUCAGUUAAUACAGUUGGUCCUUCACAUCUUCGUAAACUCGAUAUAUCAAAUAAUUUUCCAUCAUUGGCUACUUCUUUCCCUCACAUAAUGUUUUCGAACCAAGUAAUUGAACUUCAUUUAUCACGAUGUGAUAGACAAAUAUCUGUAAAUUUACCGACUAUUGAUCAUCUUAUUAUUACAGACAGUCUUGAUUCAUUGAAUAGUUGUUUUCUUUCACGAAAUAUUCGAUCUAUUCAAAUAACUCUUAAUCAUGAACAUCUUCAUCUUGCAAGAAACGAUUGGAGUGAUUUACCGACUCUCUCGACUUUACCAUUCUUGAAGUCUUUACGUAUACUUUUAUAUGGUAUGAAUAAUCCACCAAAUGAUACAAGUUGCCAAAUCAUUGCAGAAACAGCAUCAACGAUCUCGGAUUUUUGCUUUUGCUGUCGACGUAAGAAUUAUCAAAAUCGUCGUAACUUUGACUGUGCACAUACUGCACAGUCUUUAUUCAUUAUACAACUACGAAAUAGCAUUCUUGCUUUACUACUAAAUGAAAAACCACGCCUUGUUGUUGAGAAGGAUGGUUAUGGACUUAUCGCUUGGUUUUGA
Rotaria sp. Silwood2 is the source of this 1695-nucleotide messenger RNA. The record is from the annotation of a GenBank genome assembly. Lineage: Eukaryota; Metazoa; Rotifera; Eurotatoria; Philodinida; Philodinidae.